AUGAAAUCUGAGCAGCAACAAAAGGUUUCGAACUCUCCAGUCCAAGCAACUCUAUUCACUUGCGACGAGGGAGUGAUUCUGGACAAGCGCAGCUCUGACUGUCAGCCAACAACUCAGUGGAACAUUUCGUCUUUCGAAGUCUCUGCUGCUGCCAAACAGAUUGGGGAAUUACUUAUAAGCGUUUGUGAUUCGGUUGAGUUCCUACUGACUGAUAAAUUACUUUUACUAUCUGAAGUUGCCGGACGCAUUGUCCAUCUGACAGAACAUGUGACAUCUGAAGUCAGAGCCGCUGAGUUUAAACGCUUCAGCGAAGAAGUUCAACGGGAAGUUCCACUAAACCUUACACAAUCUCCACCCUGUGAUCAAUCUGCGCUCGACACCUCAGAGAACAACAAGUUGGGAGCCGUGUGCGAAGCCAUUUCUCCAUUGCGGUUCUCCCAAACUGUUCAGGGUGUGAGUUACAAGGAGGCUUUCGUUAAUCAAUCUAUCUCGAGCCCGUUUGAUAUUGCAGCAAGUACGGUUACGUCGAGGGAAUGGCAGAGACUGGAAACAACCAGUCUUCAAGUCGCACAACCCCAUUUAAACGAAGUGGCCACAGCCACACCCUUGUUUAUGUUCCCCCCAAUGAAUUAUGGAAGUCAAACAACCGGUCCUCUCACGGCCACUCAGGUUAUGUGUAUGCGUUGGAUUAAUGCAGAAGCCAGCAUUUUCAUGCAACAUUUGAAGCAGUCAAGAGAUAAACUGGAUGAUUUUCUGCGUCUCCAAUCUGGAGCCUCUUCACUUGCGGCCUUUCGUAUACCUUCGACAAUUAUCGCAAAAGAUUUCCCAGAAGAAACUUACUUCCAGGAACUCAAACGUUUGGCCAAAAUGUACGGGGCUGAAUGGAAAGGAAAUCUCGAACGGUUUUAUGAGUGCAUCAGCAAAUGGCAACGUACUUUUUUGAACACGACCGAACAAUCGAGAUUCGCUCACAGCUCCCCAUAUGACGUUUUGCCUUCAGUCACCCAAAGUACAGAUUGUCAAAUCCAGACACAUUACUCAGCUUCCAAUAGUCCAACUGAGUCACGUGUGCCCACUGAAGUUACUGCGGAACUCGCAGAAGUAAGGAAGGAUUAUGAUACUGCUCCGGGUCUAGGGAAAUAUUCCUCAAAUCUCGGUUCCUCUAAAUCAUUUCUAUCUGUGUCCAGGUUACUGAACAGUGAAGCAGUCAGUGUGAAACAAUGCGAAACACAGGUACAAAAAAACCCAUUCCUAUCAACACGUCAAUCAACAUGUCUCUUUCAGCAAGUUUUGGCUGAAGCGCACACGAACAUCGGACCACAGUCUGCUCAGGAGAAACAAUUAAUCUGUUCUACUUGUUCUAAUUCUACCCACCUGCACGCACUAGGAGCAGGACGAAUAUGUGACUUCAGUCAGACUGCGGAUAGUGAUCCCCGAAGGGAGCCCAAUACUGGUGCCAUGACACAUACUACAAGUGCACUCAGUCGUCAGCUUUCAAAGUCGUUAAGUACAGUUUGCAGUUUAAACUCGGCGUCAAAUAACGGUGUGGAAGUCCAUUGUCAGAAUGGAACUGAUACCAAGUCCACAGACUCGCAUCAGCUGUCCUCUGAGAACAUACACUCAACAAGCUGCAGCGGGUUAACGUCCUCACGGGUCCACCGAACCAAUAUUUCCGAGAAUCGAACUGAACUGACAAAUCAUAUCAAGCGUCCGAUGAAUGCGUUCAUGAUAUGGGCAAGAGAAGAGAGGAGAAAGAUUCUAAAGGCUUACCCAGAUAUGCACAACAGCAAUAUAUCGAAAUUCCUGGGCACAAAAUGGAAGGCAAUGAGCACCGAAUCCAAACAACCAUACUACGAGGAACAAACACGUCUGAGCAAGCAACACAUGGAAGAGCAUCCCGCGUACCGAUAUCGUCCAAGGCCAAAACGAACUUGCAUUGUGGACGGGCGGAAAGUGCGAAUUUCGGAGUACAAGGAACUAAUGCGUUCGCGUGGGGACGUAGGCAAGAAACAUUUCACUGCUUCGCCUGAUAUUCAGGCGCAAAAUGUGGUCGAGGAGAUUACUG
This is a messenger RNA of Dicrocoelium dendriticum, 2065 nucleotides long. Lineage: Eukaryota; Metazoa; Platyhelminthes; Trematoda; Plagiorchiida; Dicrocoeliidae. The record is from the annotation of a GenBank genome assembly.